Molecule: messenger RNA, 12370 nt
Organism: Panicum virgatum (switchgrass)
Lineage: Eukaryota; Viridiplantae; Streptophyta; Magnoliopsida; Poales; Poaceae
Product: probable helicase CHR10
Exons: 17
Coding region: 920-2155 (411 amino acids)
Biological process (GO): DNA repair; chromatin remodeling
Molecular function (GO): DNA helicase activity
Source: RefSeq, a predicted model, not a curated record
CUCUUCCCCCUCCCCCCUCCCCCCCCUUCCCCAUGGCGCCGACCUCCUACGAGCGCCGCCUACUAGCGGCCGCCGACGCGCAGGGCCAAGGAACCUGCCUCCCCGACCUUGGCGUCACGGCGGACCUCAAGCCGCACCAGCUCGAUGGCGUUUCCUGGCUCAUCCGCCGCUACCGCCUCGGCGUCAACGUCGUCCUCGGUGAUGAGAUGGGGCUUGGCAAGACCCUACAAGCAAUUUCUCUACUGAGCCACCUCAAAAUCCAGCGUAUUGCACCCGGACCAUUCCAUGUUUGUGCUGUGUCCUAAAUUCUGUCCUUCCUUGAGGCUCCUGCACUAUGUUGGCGAUAAGGUGCACCGUCGUGACCUUCGGAGAACCUUGUACCAUCAUGUGCACAAGGCUUCCACAUCAUCUCAUUCUAACGAAUUAUCAUUUGAUGUGCUCUUGACAACAUAUGACAUAGCCUUGAUGGAUCAAGACUUUCUUUCACAAAUUCCCUGGCACUAUGCAAUUAUUGAUGAGGCUCAACAUCUAAAAAAUCCAUCCAGUGUAAACAGUCAUUUUAUUUAGGUACUGUAUAAUGUCCUUGAGCAAUGUUUCAUCAUGCCAAGGCGUCUACUACUAACAGGCACUCCUAUCCAGAACAACCUUUCUGAACUAUGGGCUUUGAUGCACUUUUGUUUGCCUUCAAUAUUUGGAAAGCUAGAUGAGUUUCUUUUCACUUUCAAGGAAGCAGGGAACUCGUUAACAGAUGCCGAAGCUAAUAAAGCAAACAGACAAUUUGAGAUUAUUAAACACGUACUCAAAGCAUUUAUGCUACGCAGGACAAAAGCUUUACUGAUCGAGAGUGGAGUUCUGGCGCUGCCUCCACUAACCGAGCUAACUGUGAUGGUGCCACUGACAGUUACAAAAGAAGCUUUACAUGUCAGUGUUGCGGAAAGAGCUGCAAACACUUCUUUCGUUUACUGGAGGAUUGUCUCGCCACCAGUCUUUGCAGAACAUUGUUAUACAGCUGAGGAAAGCUUGCAGUCACCCAUAUCUGUUCAGUGGCAUUGAACCUGAGCCUUAUGUGGAAGGGGAGCAUUUAGUUCAGGCUAGUGGGAAGCUCAUUUUGCUGGAUCUUAUUCUGAAGAAGCUCCAUGGACAUCGUGUUUUGCUAUUUGCUCAGAUGACCCAAACACUGGACAUUCUUCAGGAUUUCCUGGAGCUGCGCAAUUACACUUAUGAGCGCCUGGAUGGUUCAGUACGUGCUGAGGAGCGGUUUGCAGCAAUAAGAAAUUUCAGCUCUCAAUCCACCAAAGGCCUUAUGGGAGAUGAUAAUCAGAUUGGAGCUUUUGUUUUCAUGAUAUCAACUAGAGCAGGGGGUGUGGGGCUUAAUCUCAUUGGUGCUGAUACUGUUAUCUUUUACGAACAAGAUUGGAAUCCUCAAGCUGACAAACAGGCCCUACAGCGCGCUCACCGUAUGGGACAGUUAAAUCAUGUGCUGUCAAUAAAUUUGGUGUCCCAGCGUACAAUUGAAGAGGUCAUAAUGCAAAGAGCCGAGAGAAAACUUAAGCUUAGCCACAAUAUUAUUGGAGACGAUGCUAGAACUGAUUUGAAGGGUGGAGAUCUGGGAAAUGAAGCUAGUGACAUGAGAUCAAUUAUCUUUGGCUUGCACCUGUUCGAUCCUGUUGAUACAACCAUAGAGACAAUCAAUGAGGACACAACUUCUGACACAAUCAAUGUGGAGAAACUGGCAAAGUUGAAAACAAUGUCUGAAAAGGUUGUAAUGAUGCGUAGCCAUGAACCUUCAGAAAAGGAUGAACAAUCAUUUGAAAUCAACCCAAAUUUUGCUGAUGGCCUUGGAACUGUAAUUAGAAGGGCUUCUGAUUCUAUUAGUGUUGAUCUUGGGCUUAAUGAAGCUGCAUACCUAUCCUGGGUUAAGAAGUUCAAAGAGGCUUCGCAUUCAAUUGAAGAUGCCACAGCUCAACAUGGAAGGCAAAGAGCAGCGCCAGAAGAAAAGUUCCUGAAACGUGAAGUUAACAAGAAAAAAGUAGAAGAAAAGAGGUUUGUCAAAUGGAAAACUUUGGGUACGCGGUGGCGGAGUUCCCCAACGACCCCGAGGAUCUUUGGAGGAUCAAGAUGCACCCCGAGCCGGGGUACAUUUCACUGGGGUUAAAGUGCCACCCCUCGAGGCCUCCGGUCCCGGAGGAACGCCAGAUCAACCGCCUGCACGCAGGGAAGUUGAAGAGGCGGAAGGUCGUGGCGGAGGCGAAGGCCGAGAGGAAAAGGAAGAGGAAAGCGAAGCACGAUAAGGCGUGCAAGAUUGCACUCUCGGAGGGGAAGCCGCGGCCUGCCACGCCCGAGUCCACGGACGAGGAGGAGGAGGCCUCGGAUGCCGAGGGCCACCUUCUGGGGGACGACGGGGCGGCGGCGGGCGCGAGCUCCCCGCCCACCUAUCAGUGGGACGCCGACGAGGGGGCGUCGGCAGCGCCGGAAGAAAUAAGGACCGCGGUGGAGUCGUCGGCGGAUCCGUCCCUCGAGGGGGCGGAGCGGGAGUCGUCCCCUCUGGCGGCAGGCGAGGAGACGCCCGCGCCCCAGGUGCUGAUUCGUGGCGAGGAGUCUGCGGCGGGCGCGGAGGCGCCCGUGCUGACAGCCUCGAGGCACCAGGCCGACCCGAGGGCGGCGCCCUCGGGACAGUCUUCGAGGGGCGGCGCGGUGCCGCGGGCCUGAAGAAGCGGUACGAGAAAGCGGAGCAUGAGCGCUCGAUCCGGCCCCGGGGCCGUUGCCAAGGAUGCGGUCCAGCUCGCCCCGACUAAGGCCCUCAAGACCGGGGCACGCAGUAUGCCGCACACGGCGCCGCAGUCCCUGCCUGCCGUGGACCUCGUGGCGGAGGCCGCGAAGCUGCGGGAGGCGAUGGCCCGAGGGGCCCAGGCGGCCCAGCAAGCUCGAGCUCAGGAGGAGGAGGGCGACGUCGGCAAGAGCGGUGCUGAAGCAGCCGCUCAGGCUGACGACGUCGAGGAGACCGGCCGGGGCAGUGCGGAUGGCGCCGCCCGGCCGGACAUCGAAGUUGAGGUCGGUCAGGGCGACGCAGCCAGCGCCGCCCGACCGGUUACAGAAGGAGAAACUGGUGGGGGCGCGCAGGAGCGCCCCUCCGACCAUGUGGAGGCGGAGACCCUCGUCCUCGAGCCCCCGAGGGCUGAGGUCGAGAGCGUCGCGGAGGAGACGGCGCUAGGGGCGCCGGGGGUGGGAGGAGCCCUCGUCUUGGAGCCCACCGAGGCCCGGGACGAGGGUAUCGUUGCGGUGGUGCCAACGGUGCAAGGGAGCAUGGUCUGCAGAACGUGCGCGGGGAGGUGCGUUUUUCGAGCGUAAAAUUGGCAACCCUCUCAGGUCCGCACGACGUCGGUGGCGUCGGUGACCGCGGUGGGCCAGUAGAAAUCUUGCCGAAACGCGUUACCCACGAGGGUACGUGGCGCGGCAUGGUGGCCGCAGACGCCAGCGUGGAUGUCGCGGAUCAGCUCAUUGCCUUCGGGGAUGGGAAUGCAUCGCUGCAGGACUCCCGAGGGACUGCGCUUGUAUAGCUCGCUGUCGAUUAGAACGAAGGACUUGGCCCGCCUGGCGAGGCGCCGCGCCUGAGCGCGGUUCGAGGGUAGGACCCCUUGAAUCAUCCACUCAAGGUACUGGGCGCGCCAAUCUUGCGAGGUGGGGGCCUCGUCGACUUCUAUUGCUUCGGCCUCGUCCGCGGAGGUGGUCCUGAAGUCAAUGUCCAUGGGUUCUGCCUCGUCCGCCGGGGGGUUCCCGUCGGAGGGCCCGGCGGACGAGGGUCCCGGCUCCGCCGGAUCCUUGAAUUCGACGGAAGACUUGGUGAUGUCGCGAGCGAAGAUGUUCGGGGGGAUGGUGGUCCGCCCGACGCAAUCUUGGCUAGUUCGUCGGCAUCCUCGUUGUACUUGCGCGGGACAUGAUUGAGUUCUAGGCCGUCGAACUUGUCUUCGAGGCGGCGCACUGCAUUGCAAUAUGCCUCCAUCUUCGGGUCGUGGCAGCUAGACUCUUUCAUUACUUGGUCGAUGACGAGUUGAGAGUCUCCGCGCACGUCGAGGCGUUUGAUGCCGAGCUCGAUGGCGAUGCGGAGGCCACUGAGGAGGGCCUCGUACUCCGCCAUAUUGUUAGACGCAGGGAAAUGCAAACAUAUCAUGUACCGCAUUAUUCUCCGAGGGGUGAGAUGAAGAGGAGGCCGGCACCAGCGCCGGUUUUCAUCACCGACCCAUCGAAGAACAUGGUCCAACAUUCGGCCUGGAUUUGUGGUGGGGGUAUCUGAGUGUCCGUCCACUCAACUACGAAGUCAGCCAAGAUUUGGGACUUGAUCGCUUUGCGGAGGGCGUAGGUGAGAGUUUCUCCCAUCAGCUCCACAGACCAUUUUGCAAUUCUACCCUCGGCUUCCCGGUUGCGGACUAUCUCUCCUAAGGGGAAAUAUGAGAUCACGGUGACGGGUGACGGGAUGAGCCUCGAAGUAGUGGCGCAGCUUGCGCCGAGCCAAAACCACUGCGUAGAGCAGCUUCUGAAUCUGUGGAUAGCGUGUCUUAGUUUCAGACAACACCUCACUGACGUAGUACACCGGCUGUUGGACGGACAGAGCAUGGCGCUCCUCUUGUAUUUCGACAACGACCACCGCGCUGACCACUUGGGUCGUCGCGGCUACGUACAGAAAGAGGGGCUCGCCGUCCGUGGGUGGUGUGAGAAUGGGGGCGUGAGUGAGCGAUGCCUUCAGCCUGUCGAGGGCUUCUUGGGCUUCGGGGGUCCACGUGAAUCGCUCGGUUUUCCUCAAGAGUCGAUACAGGGGUAAGCCUUUUUCGCCGAGACGCGAGAUGAACCGGUUGAGGGACGCUAGGCAUCCCAUGACCUCUGUACCCCCUUUAGGUCUCGGAUCGGUCCCAUCCGAGUGAUGGCCGAGACUUUGUCAGGGUUGGGUUCGAUGCCCCGCUGGGAGACAAUGAAACCCAAGAAUGCCUCAGAGGCACCCCGAACACGCACUUCUCGCGGUUGAGUUUUACCCCUUUGGCCCGUAGGCAAUCGAAUGUGAUUCUGAAAUCGGCAACCAGGUCGUCCGCCUUCCUAGAUUUUAUAACGAUAUCGUCGACAUAUGCUUCUACGUUGCGCCCGAGAUGGUCUCCGAAAACGUGGAGCAUACACCGCUGAUACGUAGCUCUGGCGUUUCUGAGGCCAAAGGGCAUCGUGACGUAGAAGUACAUGCCGAAAGGUGUGAUAAAAGAAGUCGCGAGCUGGUUGGACUCUUUCAUCUUGAUUUGAUGGUAACCGGAGUAAGCAUCAAGAAAAAUAAAAGUUCACACCCCGCAGUAUAAUCUACAAUCUGAUCAAUUCGUGGCAAAGGAAAGGGAACCUUCGGACAUGCUUUAUUUAAGCUAGUGUAAUCUACACACAUCCUCCAGUUUCCACUCUUUUUUUCACUAAUACAGGAUUAGCUAGCCACUCGGGAUGGAAUACCUCCUUGAUGAACCCGGCCGCCUGAAGUUUUUGCAACUCCUCGCCAAUCGCCCGGCGCUUGAGCUCGUCGAAGCGUCGCAGGCGUUGCUUCAUCGGCUUGGAGUUGGGUCGGAUAUCAAGGGAGUGCUCGGCGACCUCCCUCGGUAUGCCAGGCAUAUCUGAGGGGCUCCACGCAAAAAUGUCUGCGUUGGCGCGGAGAGAGUCGACGAGCACCACUUCCUAUUUGCUGUCGAGGGUGGCGCUGAUCUGUAACGCCUUGUUGUCGGGGUGGCUCGGGUCAAGGGGCACCUUCUUGAUACCCUCGGCGGGCUCGAAGCUUCCCGCGUGUCGGUGCGUGGAGUCCAAGGCCUCGCUUGCCAUUUUGUCGAGGUUGGCAGCGAGGGCCUCGUCCUCUGCUUGAGCCUCCGCGUGCUCAACGCACUCGACGUCGCACUCGUAGGCAUGCUCGAACGAAGAGCCGACGGUGAUGACGCCCUUCGGACCCGACAUCUUCAGCUUGAGGUAGGUGUAGUUGGGGAUGGCCAUGAAAUUGGCGUAGCAGGGACGCCCAAGGAUGGCAUGAUAGGAUCCCCGAAACCCCACCACCUCAAAGGUGAGUACUUCCUUGCGGAAGUUGGCUGCCGUGCCGAAGCAGACAGGCAGAUCGAUCCGGCCGAUGGGUUGGACUCGCUUCCCCGGCGCAACGCCAUGAAAUGGCGACUUGCUGGGGCGAAGCUUGUUCAAUCCAAUCCCCAUGAGCUCCAAGGUGUGGGCGUACAUGAUGUUUAGGCUGCUGCCUCCGUCCAUGAACAUCUUGGAGAAGCGGGUGUUGCCGAUGAUAGGGUCGACAACGAGUGGAUAUCGUCCCGGAUGCGGGACGUAGUCAGGGUGAUCCUCGCGGCCAAAGGAAAUGGUGUCCUUCGACCAGUCGAGGUAGGAUGGCGUGGCCUUGGUGAUGGAGAAAACUUCCCGGCGCUCACGCUUGCGCUGCCGAGAGGUCAUGUUCGUCGUUGGUCCUCCAAAGAUGAAGAAGACGUUCUCCACUGGGGGGAACUCGUCAUCUCCACCUUUGUCGCCAGCAUCCUUCUUUUUAUCCUCGUCGCGGUGCGCGACGCGGUUGUAGUACUUCUUGAGCAUCUCACACUGCUCGAGGGUGUGAUUGACCGAGCCCUUGUGGUACGGACACGGCUUCUUAAGCAUGUCAUCGAACAGGCCGCCACCGCCUCGAGGGGGGCCUCGAGGUCCUUUGCGGUCCGGGGCGGCAGCGAAGGCCUCCUCGGAGUCCUCUGCCUGCCCCGAUCCGCGCUGGUUCGGUGGGACUGGCUUCUUUCCCUUCCUCCCCCCGCUUCUGUUUCUUGGCGGGGGUGUUGGGCUUGACGUUGCUGCCCUCCGCGGGCGCAUCGUCCUUGCGCUUGCUCGGCUUAUCGUCGAAGAUGGCACCAACAGCCUCCUCGCCGGCGGCGUAGUUGGUGGCGGCAUCGAACAACUCAUUCGUGUUGGCGGGUCGGCUUCUCGCAAGCUCGUGCACCAGGUUCCUGCACGUCGUACCCUCGAGGAAGGCGUUGAUGACCUCGACGUGGGUGACGCUAGGGAGCUCGGUGCAUUGCUUGGAGAAGCGCCGCACGUAGUCGCGCAGGGACUCGUUGGGCUUCUGGCGACACCCUUUGAGGUCCCAAGAGUUCCCAGGGCGCACGUAUGUGCCCUGGAAGUUGCCCACGAAGAUCUUGACUAAGUCGGCCCAGUUGUGGAUCUGGUCCGCGGGCAAGUGCUCGAGCCACGUUCGUGUGGCAUUAGCGCGGUGAAGAGGGAGGUUGCGGAUGAUGACGGCGUCUUCCGUCGCACUGCCUAGUUGGCACGCUAGGCGGUAAUCGUUGAGCCAGACCGCAGGAUCGGUCUCGCCCGAGUACUUGACGAGGGUGGUGGGUUGUCGAAAGCGCGGGGGAAAAGAAGCAGUUCGAAUCUCCCUGCUGAACACUCGGGUGCCCGGAGGCUCCGGUGACUCACCUCUGUCGUGCUCGGGAUCGAAACGUCCACCCGGCGAGGGGUGUACUUCCUGCCGCCGACAAUGUAGCGGGCGUCGCCGUCUUCGGCGUGCCCGCGUGAGUCGUGGAGCCGAUCCCUCGCGGGAGGCCUUCCGAUGCGGUCGUGCACCGAGGGUGCCUUCGCACCGGGCAUCACGGCUGCCUUGCCCUUCGCUGCUGGUGGAGUGUGCACCGAAGCCUCGUGGUCCUGGUGCGCAGUCCCACCGGGCUGCUUCGGGGCUUUCAAGCGCAUACGAGACGCAGAGCUCUCGGCUUGCUGCACGGCAGCUUGCUCGAUGAGCGCCUGUGCCUCGCGGCGCAGGUUGCGGCCCGAAGGUGUUGAUGGCUCGGGCAUGACUUGGAGUAGGUAUGCCGCAGCGAUGAGUUUUUCACCGGCCGUUUUCAGUUCUGGAGGUUUGUCGACGUUGUCGUCGGCCAGAAUGCGCUCCCGGGCAACGCGCACCGCCGCCUGGGCAUGUGCACCACGCGCGGUGCGUUGCUGCUCGAGUGCGGUGCGCAGCUCCUGUGUCUGCCGGCGCUGCUCGUCGAGCUUAGCUUGAAGCUCUUUGAGCUGUGCCAGCUGGGCUUGCCGCGCCGCCGAGCUUGACGAAAAAGGAGCCGCAGGCGACACCACUGGUUGGUUCGCCUGUGCGUCCGCCCCGCCGUCCCCGUCGUCGCCCGGGGCGUUAUCGUUUUGCUCGUCCGCAAGGUCGGCCAUGAAACACUCCCAGGCAGGAUCAUAAUCCCCCUCGCUGGAGUCCUCAGAGCAGGUGAGGCAAUAGGCCGUCGUGAGCUGGAACGAGCGGAAUGCGUCGGGGUCGCGGACCCCGGAGUAGUCCUCGGCCUCCUCGGCCGUGAAGUUGUUCAUGAAGAAGUUGGCGUGCCGCGCGGCGCCGCUCCGCGCGUGCUUGUCGCGAACGGUGGCCCGAGCGCCUGUUGCGCUGGGCUGGUGAAGUCGGAGUGACGGGGUUGCGUCUGGGCGAGAGGAGCUGCAUGAGGUAACCGUUGCCGGUUGCUCUGAACUCGAGACUCCCGAACCAGAUCACGAAUCCUGCUGGGAGCGGAUCCGAGAUGCCCAAGGGGUAUGGGUUGGAUCUGACCGCCAUCCCUGGAGAUCAAAUGGGAACAAAAGAGAAAAUGUCACGCAGCGUGCCCCUACCUGGCGUGCCAACUGUCGGCGUCCCGAUCCGGGGGUUCGGAUCCCAACUAGUAAAUGCUGCGUGUUUUCUCGUCCCAGAUGUUGAUGCAAGAGUCAACACAGUAACGCACGGGUUUAUCCUGAUUCCGGCCACGAGGUCGUACGUCCAGCAAGAGGGUGUGCGAGGGCACUGUAUUAUCUUGCACCCGGAGUGCUUGUAGUAGGGGGUACAAGCGAUGCGAGAGAGGGAGGGAGGCUCCCAAGUCUCUACUAGAAGAGGAGUCGGUUGUGGUGAGUGCUCAGUGGUGCUGAGAAUGUAACGAUGAUCGCGAGUGUAGGUGACCGUGGUUGCUGAUGUCCAGAACGCCCCCCCUAAAGGAAGCCCGCCUCCUCCUUUUAUAGUUAUAUGGAGGGGCGGAGUACAUGAGUAGGGGAACGUGAAAGUCGUCGUCUUCCCCCGAAUUGCGGGGGUGCAAUGGUCGAACACUGUAGAAAGUACACUGUGGGGUAUGGCGUCGGGCUUGGCAGUCGUCCGUGGUUUUGCGGAGAUUGCGGCGGCGUCCUGCCAACUCAAGCAGGCGGCGUGGUCGUCACUGUAGGUUGUUCAGUCUUUCAGAUGUGGCGUUCCGUGGGGCCCUGCGUGCUCCAGCGGUGGCGGGGCACGCAGCGGUCCCGGAUCAUCCUGGAUAAAGUGCUGGGGCGCGCACCAAGGAGGUCCGAGGGUUGCGUGGAGGUCCCGGACCCCUCGAGGGGGGAGGUCCGGGACUCCGGCUGCGUGUGCUGUGUAUCCUUCUCGGAGGGGCACGUGGCGUCGCCGGACCCUUUCCCAAGCAGGAGGGUGGUCCGGGGCCAUAUGUGUGAUGAGGUGGAGUCCGGUCGGCCGGAGUUGGCGGAAUAGUACGAGAACAGUGCUGAGCGCGUCUCGUCCCGCGUCGCAGUUCUCACAGUGCUGCCACAGUGUCCGGGAUGGCGGAGCAGUGACCGGAGUUGGCGGAUGGGACUCCGGUCACUGCCACUGUGGGGAAUGGCGGUCUGACGCCGUCUGUCCUGAGCACUGUGGAGGAGUGGUUGGCAUUCAAUGCCUCCGUACGACGGACGGUUGAGCGGCAGAGCCGUUUGUCCCUUGCGCCGAGGGGUGGCCUCGAGCGAGGCGGAGUUGAGCUACCUGCUCGAGGGGGUUCGCUGCCCUCGAGCGAGGCGGAGAUGAUUUGUCCGCUCGAGGGUAGAUUCGCUACCCUCGAGCGAGGCGGAGAUGCGGGGCGCAGUCGAGGGUCUCGAUGGGAGCCCUCGAGCGAGGCAGAGAUUGUUCCGCGGGCCUGAGAGGGGUGCGAAUGGGCCGUAUGUUGGGCUUCUUUGAGUCAUUUACUUUCUUCCAGAUUGGAAGGAGGCUGUGGGCUUUCGUGGGCCCAGUUGCCUUAACACGUGUUUGUGUUUUUCAGAGUGAUUUUAGUAUCACGAUUAGGGUGUCCCUAAUCGUGGUACCCGACACUUGUCAACCUAGCACACAAAGUUAUCUGCAUUUCCUCAAAGGGUUCUUUAAAUGAACAAGCACAAAAGAUGUAAUCAGAUAUCUUGUUCAGAAACUCCUAAGAACCAUCACAUACAAGCAAAUACAAAAGGAUAUCUAUAAGAAACAAUAGGAUUACAUAUCACUAUGAGGAUAAUAUAAUAUUCAUAUUCUAGGAGAAUAACAUGAACUUGUAAGUUAAUGGCUCAAUAAGAGCAAUCCUAAUGAAAGGAACUUCAUCAUAAUGUGUUUUGGAACCAAAAGACAAGAAAAUUAGAAAAAUAAUUAGGUACUGACAGAUACAACAGUUGCUGAUACUCCUCAUGUUCCUAAUUAGUUACCAACCCCAUUCCUAGUCCAAGGUGGGAUUUGGGUUCUGUAAUUGGACUAUUCCUUUCUUCUUAAUACAAAGAUACGCAGCUCUCCUGCGUGUUCUAGAAAAAAAAAUGAACAUGAAUGCAAAAAUUAAAUCCAGUCAGAUUCAGGAAUCAAAAAGAUGAACCAUCAGCACAGCCACAGUAAAAAGCAAACAAGACAAUAAAAUUCAAACUUGAAGGCAUCUUUGCCAUGGCACGGAUAGUGACUCGUCACUACCACAAUACCAAGUCAAUGCCCACGCCCAGGACCAAAUCUUUUUGGUCGUCCUCCGCUUGUGGCUGCAGGCCUGCAGAUCUUCCUCCUCAAUACCUACAAGAGCUGGUGUGAGGUGAGGAGAAACCCUAGCAGGCAAGGUGAUUCUGGCGGAAGCAAAGGUGCUUUAGUCCCCAAGCAGAGGCGGAUGUCUUGGCUCGCGAAGGAGGCGCAGCAGAUGUGACGACGCAGGGCGGCAGGGGGCGGGGGGGGGGGGGGGGGGUGGAUCCACGACAGCGGCAGGGAUCUCAUUCGUGGCGGACUUGGGGGAGGAGAUGCGGGCGGAGGUGGACUAACCUGCGAAGGCGCGGGUGCUGGCAUCAUGGUGGCGGUCUCGUACGGAGAAAUGGUAGCGGAGAGGGAGGUCGCAUGGGAGGAGGCGGUGGCGGUCUCGCCCAUGCGUCGCGACUCGCGAGCCAAGAUAUCGCGGCGUCGGGACUCGAGAGCCGAGGGACGGGGAAGCGCUCCCGGCCUCAUGCCUCGCGGAUUUCUUCCCCGUGGAAAACGCAGGGAUGCGGGCUGCAAUUCCACGUCUCGCAGGCUACCAAAUGUCGCAAUAAAUUUGCCCGGGGGAGCUUGUCCCGCGGAUUUCUCUCCCGGGGAAAUCACGGGGAACCCGGCGGGAUUUGGGGCUUCCAAACUAGCCCUAAAGGGGAUGGAAACUGUGCAUGAUUUGUCCAGCCCUACAUCAGGCUUAGUAUAGUGUGGAUUUUGGCUGCAGGGUGUUACUGUUACUCCCUAUCCAUUCAUAUGCAAUAGAAACUUUUUGCAUGUCGGCGUGUAGUGUCAAAAGGCCCAUCAAACGCUAUGGCUGGCUGCAUCAAAUUCUCCAACUUAUGUUUACUAAAUCUACAAAAUGUCGCCCUCAAUUAUUUUGUAGAUUUAUUUUUCAGAAUGAUCUGCCCUAUAUGUCUUCAUUUCAUUUGUAUCCCUACUGCAGAAGCCAACUGCACCCAGAGUUUGGAUGCACCUUUAUGGGUGGCACUAGCUAUCGUUCAGUCUUACAAUCCGAGACGUAAAGUUCCAAGAAGUGAAAUCUCCAUGCCGGAUUUGGAGCUCUGUUUAUCAAAAGCAGCCUUCUCAGCUGCUCAGCAUUCUGCAAUUAUCCACAUGCCCCGAAUUGGUUACCAAGGUGGCUCCCAACGAUCAGAAUGGUAUACCAUAGAACGCCUGCUCAGGAAAUACUCAUCUCUCCAUGGAAUCGACAUUUUCGUGUACUACUUUCAGCGUUCAUCCAGGCAACAGACAGAUUCUAUCUAGCUCAGCUGACGCUUCUGCUGGAAGAAACCCAAGCUAGGUGUAGGGAGACUAGGGAUGUUUCUGUAACCCACUAGAAGAAUCAGGGAAUAUUAGCUAGCCGCAAAUCUUAUCUUUGCCCCUUUUCAAUAGUUUAGUAACUUAUGAAUAGAUAAGCCAAAUGAAUUAUGCUUUAGGGUGUUUGCCUCCUUUAGCUAAGACCUAUUAUAUAAGGAAAACAGUUUGCAUGCUCUGCCCCCUUUGUUUCUUUGGCAUUUUUAUUCCUUGUGAAAUAUUACCGGAUUAGAUGUGGAGUCAAGCUGCAACAUGUGAGUUUGUUUCUUUAUUAAUUGAUGAAGAAUUUGAAAAGGUGAUCUCUGUGAA